Messenger RNA from Trichoderma breve, 1380 nucleotides. Its product is annotated as NADH:flavin oxidoreductase / NADH oxidase family domain-containing protein. Gene Ontology annotation, molecular function: oxidoreductase activity; FMN binding. The record is from RefSeq and is a predicted model, not a curated record. The coding region runs from base 1 to 1380 and encodes 459 amino acids. The transcript is spliced from 3 exons. Lineage: Eukaryota; Fungi; Ascomycota; Sordariomycetes; Hypocreales; Hypocreaceae.
AUGUCUCCAAACCGCUGGCUUGCUACUCCCGUCGAUGUUUCGCCACUAAACCAGCCGUUGGUUCUUUAUCCCUCUGGAAGAGUUGUCAAGAAUCGCCUUGUGAAGUCUGCCAUGACUGAGGGACUGGCAACGUGGACUGUCAAAGACAUUGCGGGGCGUGGUAUACCAACUAAAGAAAUAAUUGAGCUUUAUCGGCAAUGGGGUGAAGAUGAAAAUACAUUCGGCAUCAUUGCCACCGGUAACAUCGAUUUGGAAUAUGACCAGGUAGAUUCUGUUGGCGAUAUGAUCAUUACACUUCAAGAUUCUUUUACUGGCUCUCGAUUUGAAGGGUUUAAAGGGCUAGCAACCGCUGGAAAGGCGAAUGGUGCUCUUGUAAUUGGACAGCUUGCUCAUCCGGGAAGCCAGUUAUUUGCUCAUGUACGCCAAGACGCAAUCUCCCCCAGUGGUAUUCAGCUUCCCCCAUCUAAAGGCCCCAUUGGAGAAUUUUAUGCCAAGCCCCGGGCAGCAACUCAAGAAGAUAUUGACCACGUCGUUGCUAGCUUUGUCCAUGGAGCUGAAUAUCUCUAUGCAGCCGGUUUUGACGGCAUGCAAUUAAACGCUGCGCACGGCUAUCUUCUUGCACAAUUCCUCUCGCAACGUAUGAACAAGCGCACUGAUUCUUAUGGCGGUACCAUAUCUAAUCGCAUGCAAAUUAUAAUUGACAUUGCUAAAGGAGUUCGGAGCAAUACUGCAAUUCCAAAGGACUUUAUAUUAAGCAUCAAGCUGAAUAGCGUCGAGUUUCAGGAGGGAGGGCUUACACCCGAAGAGGCGCGAGAGAUGUGUGCCAUACUCGAUGGUGAUAACGUUGGCCUCGAUUAUAUUGAACUGAGCGGCGGUAAUUGGCAUGAUUUGGGCAUGCAUUGGGAGCGCGAGAGCUCACGCAAAAGAGAAGCAUUUUUUCUUGAAUUCGUCGAUCGCAUAGUACCUGCUUUGGGCCCAGUUCCUCGACAAAUGAAGGUCUUUGUGACAGGUGGGUUGAGAAGCGCAGCUGCUAUGGUGAAAGCGAUGGAUGUGGUAGAUGGCAUCGGUAUCGGCCGGCCAGCAGCACAGGAACCAAGAUUUGCAAAUGAUCUUUUCAGUGGCCGCAUUCUUAGUGCUAUUAAGCCAGUUAAGAUGCUUGAGGAUAUUGGCAUGGGAUUUCGUUUGGCGGGUACGCAGAUGGGCCAAAUCGGGAGAGGAGAAGAACCAUUGAAUGCCAGUGAUGACAAAACGGCCAGAGAGUUCUUGUUAGAUCAAGAAAUUUGGUACAGUGAGAUGCUGUCGGAUGCUGAUAAGCUGACUGGCCACGGCAAUGUCUCCCUGUCAACUCCGCAGCGUCCAUAUGGCCAGCUUGAUUGGUAA